GUUCAUACGACAACCCUCGCUGCACCAGACUCGUUUGCAACAGACUCUCUCGAAUUGUCGCUCCUUUACUACAGCGGCGUGCUUUGUGCCAUCUCACUGGCUCUCGCUGCUUGCCGUAUUACGCUCCACUGCAGUCACUUCAGCGCGCUUAGUGCUCGCGCCUCGACACCUGGUGCCCGCCUCGGACGGCGCGUCUUUCUGCCAUCCUGUCUUCUACAAUCAGAAAAUGGCACGCUGAGAGCCAUCUGCUGCCUCGCAGACACUUAUAUCCUCAGAACUGCGAAAAUUCCUAUUCACACAAUGUCAAAAGCAUCAUCUUCUGCCCUCUCCACAUCGCUCGGCAAGCCUCUAUCGUCCGAAACAAAAGUGGCUGAGUCCUACUGGCUGCGGAGGCAGAUGUCGAGACAUGCUGAACAGUCGGAUAGUGAGGACACCACUAGCAGCAGCGACCGGACUAACCACACUACACCACAUCUGUCACCGAAAUCCCGCUCUUUAUCGGAUGCCGCGAAACAUGGCCUCUUACAAACAUCUUCACUUCGCGACUUGCUUCAUUCGACUAAAGACGAUAUAGGCAUUACCAGCAGCCCGACGACCCCUCAAAAACCUCACGUCCUCCAGCCUUCCAUACAUGGCCUGUCCCUCCAGGUGCCCCGACAAACUGUGGCCACUCCAGGUGCAUCCACCAACGCCGCCAACCGUACCCCUCUUUCCCCCAAACUCGAUCCAGCGCAAACAUACGGAUCUCCUGUAUCGGCAAUUCCCCGUCGCUCUCGCGGCUUGGACUUUUCUCGCGCCUGUACGAAUUUACACCACUCUACGCUCGCCGAGUCAUCCCCAGAAUCAUCUCCCAACGUCGGUGGCCGUGGCAUAAAUAUUCCGCAGCGACGGGGAGGCUCCUCAUUUGGGUUUGGGUCGCCUGGUAUGGGCUUCUCACAACAAGUGGGCAGUGUGCCAGGCGAUCGAACCGCGAUGUCCAGUUCGGUGUCUAGCGUCAACAUGAUGGAGUCAGAUACUAGCAGCAGCGAAGACGAUGACGACGAGUCGAUGAACCCUGAUCGUGACGAUAUGAUGAUUACAGCAACGCCGCAGGCAAGCAAGAUAGGCGGAGGACUUGCAAAUCCUUUUGGUGCGCCAGCUCCUAGCCCGGGGAAUGAAUGGAUGGGAGCGUAUUCUCCUGCCGCCGCUAGCCUACUCAGUUUUCAGCGGGCACGAUUCCGCAAGACUCGUAACAGUCGUCAGAGUUCUAGCAGUGCCAGCGGGAAUAGUUCAAAGCCCAGCCCAGCACCCCUGUCGCCACCUGUGUUGAAGAGCAUCGAAGCUUCCAAUGGAGGCUACUUUUCCCGCGAAAUGUCCAAAGCCACGGUUCAGUCACGCCGGGAAAGCUUGAGCUUGGGAACUAGGGACCUGCAUUUGUCAGAUUUGAGUGACGAUGGAGAUAGUAGAGCGAUAAGAGGUGAUAGCCCUGCUGAUGCAGGCCCACGUGGAGUGAUCCGUCGAGCUGUCACCAGACGAGGAAAUUUACUGCCCAAACCGAAGACAUUUGCUCGUGUCCGCGCCGCCUUGCUUGAAGAAAGCGCUCCUCUAGACAGUGAAGCUAAGCGAGAAGCUGAGGUCAUCCGGCAGGUUCGCGAGAGUGAUGAUACUAUUGAAGCGAAAAGUCCUACUUUUCCUUUAGACAAGCUUGAGGAGCUUACAUCUACCGCCUCUGUUUCUGAAGAGACUGCUCCAUCGACUUCUGAAAACAGCUUUUCGAACCAAGCCUCUCUGAAUUCUGGAGGCGCGAAGUACUGGGAAAAGUUCGAUGGGCGCUACCGCACACCGCCACCCCCAGGCCGUAUGUCAACACAGUCUUCGGCUAUAAGUGAAGACGCUUCGAUGGACACUCCUCAAUCAAUCAUUGGGAAAGAUAACUGGCGUCGUUCUCCGGUCCCGCAGGUCAUCAACCCUCCGCUCGCAAGCGAAUUUCAUCGCAAGCGUCGGCGUGACGAUGACUUGGAUCCGGAGUCAUUCAAACGUCGAGCUGUUUCUCCUGGCAUGAGUGUGCAGAGCAGCCCCGUCUUGACAAACUCUCCCAUCGUCAAAGAUGGCAAUGCGUGGAUCGUUCCUCCGAAAUCGUCAGCUGCACUCUUCACUGAGACCAGCAGUUCCAGCACCCCCAGCAACGGUGUAAAGCGCGUGGGCUUACAAGGGAUGACCGAAACCAAUGACGGAUUAAUGAAUAUGAGCAUUGAGUGAGCAAUGUCUGCUUUGGCUGUGUGGCCCUCUAAUUUGAAUUUGAACAAACUCUUGUUAGCGUAUAACGAUUUAGCAUUCUGGGCCUGGGAUCAGGUGCAUAUGGCGUUGCUUGACUAUUCUUAUUAAUGAGAUUUAAUUAUAUUAGUAUUUAUUUAGGGACAAUACAUAUUAUAGUUAAUUAUUUG
Molecule: messenger RNA, 2423 nt
Organism: Talaromyces proteolyticus
Lineage: Eukaryota; Fungi; Ascomycota; Eurotiomycetes; Eurotiales; Trichocomaceae
Exons: 2
Coding region: 301-2238 (645 amino acids)
Cellular component (GO): site of double-strand break
Source: RefSeq, a predicted model, not a curated record